Neoarius graeffei (lesser salmon catfish) is the source of this 2327-nucleotide messenger RNA. It is a transcript of the gene gfi1b, whose product is annotated as growth factor independent 1B transcription repressor. The transcript is spliced from 7 exons. The coding region runs from base 98 to 1096 and encodes 332 amino acids. Gene Ontology annotation, molecular function: DNA-binding transcription factor activity; RNA polymerase II cis-regulatory region sequence-specific DNA binding. Gene Ontology annotation, biological process: regulation of transcription by RNA polymerase II. NCBI's taxonomy places the organism in Eukaryota, Metazoa, Chordata, Actinopteri, Siluriformes, Ariidae. The record is from RefSeq and is a predicted model, not a curated record.
CACACACAGGGUUUAUCACUUUAGUGCACUCUCAAAUGUGGUGAGGAGAGAGAGAGAGAGAGAGAGAGAGAAGCAAGGGAACUUUUGAAGCUUCACGAUGCCUCGGUCCUUUUUGGUAAAAAGCAAAAAGUCCUCCUCUUACUAUAACGCGCACCGCUACAUGGACGAGGAUCAAAACAAUCAAGAAGCCAACACAGUUCCAGAACCUACUCCAUCAGAACCAAAGGAUCCAGACUCUCCAAAAGGGAUGCCAUUGGAUCCUGUAACAGAACCUGUUCACACAGACUCCUACUCUUAUAUGAAGCAUGAAAACAAACCCAAGUGCCCCAUCCCAUUGCGCCCUGAGCAGUCAGUCACAGCUAGCCAGCCUUAUUACAUUUCUGAGCCUCAGAUGGCAGAAUUCCCUCCCUACUAUAAGCCAUCCUAUGCCUGGGAGACCCUGCCUUCUCCAUAUGACUUCAGGCAGCUGGGUUUCCACUCGUCCAUCCUACAGCAUGCAAGUAACCUCUACAGGUCUGAAUUCAAGCCAAGCCCAGAUGAUCAACAGCCUCUGGAUUGCAGCACACACUACUCACCUACCUCUGAUACCUACCACUGCAUAACCUGCGACAAGGUCUUCUCAACUCCUCAUGGCCUGGAGGUCCAUGUGAGACGUUCUCACAGUGGAACACGACCCUUUGGUUGCAGCAUCUGCAGAAAAACCUUUGGUCAUGCUGUCAGCUUAGAGCAACACAUGAACAUCCACUCUCAGGAAAGAAGCUUCGAGUGCAAAAUGUGCGGCAAGACGUUCAAACGUUCCUCAACCCUGUCCACACACCUGCUGAUCCACUCGGACACCCGGCCGUACCCUUGCCAGUACUGCGGCAAGAGGUUCCAUCAAAAAUCCGACAUGAAGAAACACACCUACAUCCACACAGGGGAGAAGCCACACAAGUGCCAGGUGUGUGGUAAGGCAUUCAGCCAAAGCUCCAACCUCAUCACACACAGCCGCAAACACACGGGUUUCAAGCCUUUCGGCUGCGAGAUCUGCUCCAAGGGCUUCCAGAGGAAAGUGGACCUCCGCAGACACCACGAGAGCCAGCAUGGCCUAAAGUGACCCAAUCAGGAAGGAGGACAACUUCCAGCAUGAAGGCAAGGACUGGGAGAAAUUCAAUAAAAAGAGGACAAAAGAUAUAUGAGUCACUUAUUACAUCCUCACAGACUGCCAGUACAAUAUUAAUAUUAACUGAAGUAAUUAUUUGUUUGCCAUGUGACUCUUUUAACGCUUAAGUAGGACCAUUGGUAAAUUUUGGCUCCCUUGACAGGAUAAUGCUGUCCUGUCUUUUAAAGCUAGACUGCCUUUCAGAUUUUUCAAGUGUCGGUCAUAAAAAGAAUGUUCCCGACACCCAAUUAUUUUUCUUCAGUGGACUGAAAGCUCCUGAAUUCGAAUCACAGACUUCCAAUUUUAUUAGUUUUUUUUUUUAAAGAACAAUUAAUGAAUUUAGGGCCAGGUGGCUCUAAAUUCUCCACUAUUUUUUCCUGCUUCACCAUGACCCAAUUCAAGAUACUACGUCAUGCAUCACGUGGUGAUGGUGGGCUUUCCCCGUUCGUGCAAGGCACUGUGGGAUACAAAUUUGAAACAGGAGAGGAAAAUGGAGGACACAAAUGAAACGUGAAAGAAUAACUACAGUAACAGAACGUGAGAAGAAAAGACGUUAUGUUAUAUACGAAGGAAAGGAAAUGAAGGCCCAAAUUAAUAAAUAUCGGCGCUCAGCGAGCACCUCGGUGUGAUCAGAUGAUCGUUUAGCGACAGAAUGAUGGAACCAUCAGUGCACGUUCAAAGAUAAACCUGUAGAUGGCAGUAAUGCAACACUGGAUGCCAGCUGCUGUAAAAUCCAAAAGAAGAAGGUAAACCUGCGCAUGCGCACACGGACUUCCUCUGUCUGCUUGACUGCGCAAAGCGAGCAAGUUCAUGCACAUUAUUUGCUUUAAUCCCCUCAAAUUAAAUAACUUCCCAGCCACAGAAUGGCCUGUUUUUUUUUUUUUUUUUUUAGAUAUUACAGAAAUAAACAUGUAUCACGAUGACCAAAUUUCAUAGGGAGCUAAAUUUCACCGAUUUUAUGAAGUCGAAAGGUGGUCUAGCUUUAAAUAAUGUUUAUGAAUAAAAUAUUCACUGAUAGGAGCACAACCUUUGAUAUUUUAUAUCAAUAAUAUUUAACGGAGUUGUACAUGUAAACCAAAUAUAAAUCCAAACGUGUAAUAUUUAUGAACUGUCUCAGUGUUUGCACCUGUACUGACAGCAAAUGUGUGAAUAAAGUUUUUUUUUCUUUCUUUCUUUUUAAAUCAAA